Molecule: messenger RNA, 444 nt
Organism: Pygocentrus nattereri (red-bellied piranha)
Lineage: Eukaryota; Metazoa; Chordata; Actinopteri; Characiformes; Serrasalmidae
Product: BOLA class I histocompatibility antigen, alpha chain BL3-7-like
Exons: 3
Coding region: 73-429 (118 amino acids)
Biological process (GO): immune response
Cellular component (GO): external side of plasma membrane
Source: RefSeq, a predicted model, not a curated record
CCUCUUGGGCCACUACUUCUGGAUUCCGGGAGAUUUUAUCUGACUUCCGGGCAUCAGGGAGACACUAUUGAUAUGCGGGAGACUCCCGCGACGUCCGGGAGACUCGUUCCUCCUGAGGCGUCUCUGUUCCAGAAGGACUCUUCUUCUCCAGUGGUGUGUCAUGCUACAGGUUUCUUCCCCAAAGCAGUGAUGAUCUCCUGGCAGAAGGAUGGAGAGGAUCUGCAUGAGGACGUGGAGCUCAGAGAGACGCUACCCAACCAGGAUGGAACCUUCCAGAAGAGGAGCGUUCUGACCGUCUUACCUGAGGAGCUGAACAGGAAUCAGUACAGCAGUGUUGUUCAUCACAGCAGCCUGCAGGAGGAGAUGGUGCUACAGUUGUCUGUCAGGUCCCUGCAUGCAUUUUGCACACAAAGUUAUGCUCAUGGGUAAAAGGAAGUCUUUCGU